AUGGGGAAGGUGUGUCCAAUUUGUGGUCCAAAACUAUCGGCUUUCUGGUAAGGAUUAUGGAUUUUUUUCAGAGAUUUGGAUUUUAGAUAAAAAUUUGAUCUAAAACUGUAUUGUUACAUUGCUUUUUGAGAUAAAAUUAAUAAUAUUAUUUUAGCAUGAUUAUGUCCGUAUGGGGAGUUAUAUUUCUGGGCCUGCUUGGACUUUUCUUUUACAUGAACGCCGUCACAUUGUUCCCUGAUUUGACUGUGGAGAAGCUCAGUGUAAAGUAAGUUUAUUUGCUUUGUUUUAUCAUUUUUAGGUAACCUUUAAAAGAAUAUUGUUCGUAUAAACUACUCUAUGGUUUAUUAAAGCUUUAUAAAAAGAUUCUCACCUCAAAUAAUAGUCAAGUCAGUAAACUUUAUAUGACCAAAAGUAUAUUAUACUCGUUAUAUUUCUAAUAGAUAAUCAUUUAUUUAUUGAAAACUCUUUGGCCGUUUUGCAACACUAUUAUUUUAGUAACUCUUGUUAUGUGUUGAAAGUUUUAAAGUGUAUCUUACAUAUCUCAACUUACAUAACUUUUUUUGAUUAAUUAUGUUGCACUUGAUCAAUAAUUGUAAAAUUAACUCUUUUUUUAUUUUUUAGCUAUUGAAGUUUUGCAACUUUAUAAUGUUUUUGAUUCUGUGAAUGUUAUUUUACACAUACAUCUUUUAACGUCUUUGUUAUGAUUAAUUUUAUAUUUUCCAUACCUCGUUUCAGAGACGUUGAAGACAAAUACUCCGAAAAAGCGAUGCAAUGCUGGAUUGCCGCUGGGAUGUAUUUAGUGACACUAAUAGUUGUCUUCUGGCAAAACCGCUUCAACUCCACCUCCAUCUUUUGA
Bursaphelenchus okinawaensis is the source of this 856-nucleotide messenger RNA. NCBI's taxonomy places the organism in Eukaryota, Metazoa, Nematoda, Chromadorea, Rhabditida, Aphelenchoididae. The record is from the annotation of a GenBank genome assembly.